Molecule: messenger RNA, 3597 nt
Organism: Prorocentrum cordatum
Lineage: Eukaryota; Dinophyceae; Prorocentrales; Prorocentraceae
Source: the annotation of a GenBank genome assembly
AUGGACGCUCGCCUUGCGAACUUGGCCCGCGCCCGCGAUGUGUUGACAGAGCGUCGGCGGCAGCGCGCCGACGCCGCCGUGCUCGGGCCUGGCGCAGCAGCAGGCGCCUUGGUGCCAGCGGUCGUGGCGCCGCGGCCUCCCGAACUGACGCAAGAGACGUUCAGGCUACUGUGCGAGCCCAGGGCACCGUUCCAGACCUCUCCUUUGACUUGGGCGCUACACGUGGCUGGACGAUUGGUUUCGGUGGCGCCCGACGAUGACUUGGACGCCGACGUGCUCGCCAUUGUUCGCGAGCAGUGCGUCGACCCGUUGUCCACGAGGUGCAAGCUACAGUCAGGACAUGCGGCAAACGUGCCGCGAUGGAAAUUGAAUUCGUCUUUGCCUUUGAUUGCCUCGUGCGUAUCAGCUUGUUACCGCGUGGCGGUCCAUCGGCUUGUUGCUGCGAUCGCGAAGAUGCCAGUCUCCAAGCUCCUGUUCAUCGAUUCCGCCAGGUACGAUGAGACGCCAAUGCGGCUUACGACGAGAGAGCAGGAAGUCCGUCUUUUCUGGAGCAGAGCGCCUGGGAAGGCGAUGAUGCGAGCCCGCACAAGUACUCUUGCUAAAGAUACGACGGUUGGCAAGUUGUUUCAAACUGAGUCUCGGUGGGGCGUCCUCUUGAAGUUCGAUCUACCACCUGGGUCUUCUGAUAACCCAUACGUGAUGAUCAUCGGCGAGACUGUGAAUUGGAUCCAGAUCUUGAGCUCUACCACUGCAGAAUCCCUGUAUGCAGCACUUUUGACCACCGACGCCGUGACAGACGCCACCCACGCAUUUAGUAAUAAAGUUCGCCAUGCUACGACCGACAAGUAUGGUGCAAACUUAGUGGCGGAGGCUCGCAUGACCAAGCACCGCAACAACACGUCGCCGACUCCGUGGUUCGGCCUCCAUGAGCCAUGCGAUGUACAUAUUGUUUCUGCCGUGCACACCAAGACUUUUGCAUUGACCGAGGAUUUCAUUUCUGGCCUUAUCAACGUGAGCUUGUCGCUCGGUGGCGGUGACAACAUGCGGAGAUUCAGGAAAUGCUUGGCAGCCGAUAUAGACAAUAGGUUAUUGAUCAAAUUUGGUGAGCCGCCGCCAGACGCUGUCGAAUAUCGCAAAGUGAUCCUCUCGCUCUUCUUGGCCAGGGGGCCUCGGGCAGCCGAGCGACGGGCCUUGCUAACCAAGUGCGUGCCAGGAGAUUGGAGAAACCUUGAUAACAUCGAGUUCUAUUGCGCCCACGGGUCUCAACCAAACAGGGGAGAUAUCGUUUAUUUGGUACAAGACGGGCUCCUUGUGGCGCUUGCUCACAGGUCUUACAGCACGUACCCGCGCCACAGGUGGACAGGUUGUGACAUCAGCACCGACGAGAUUGGAAUACUCGCAGCGUGUUCUGGCAUCCUUGGGAGGGUGUAUAAAGCGUUUCUCCAGACUUUUGCCAAGGCGAACAGGCCUGUCCGCGCCGCGGGCGAGGCUGGUGCAGCUGCAAUAUUGCCUCUGGCAGCGCCCGACACAGUCCCAGCCAUCAUGGACGCGGAUCGGCCAGUUCCCGCGCCCGCGGGCGAGGUCGGAGGCAACGCAGCCGAGGCCCCGACUGAGACGUGGCAGGAGGCGCAAGCCCGCCACAGGAGGUUAGGCGAGGCGUUCGUGGAGUCAGAGCCCCUCGGUCUACUCAUGAUUGCUCGGACGUGCAUGGAACCAUUGCGAAUAUUAUUAGCAGCACACUUCAGGCUGGCGAGUGACAAGUGGGAACGGCAGCAACGAGCGACCGAGGUGGCGAACUCCUUCAGCCACGCCGCUGGCGGUAAGCCGCGCGAGCACCGCAUCGCCAUUGCAGCAGAGAUGAAGCUAGAGGACGACCUCGACAUGCGCCUGCGUAGUUUGAUGUUUACGCCUGAACCGUGGGUACAUCUGCCGCGUGAGUGGCAAUCAGUUGCAGGUCGGUCUUUGAUCCUGCGGAUGCUCGCUCGCAUUGGGUGCGCAGUGGCUGAGCUUCUCCGACUGCCGCAUCGCCGUUUCCACAACCGACUCUUCAUGUUACUAUCGGACCCUACAUUGUACGACGUUUUCAAGCACGAGCCUCGUUGUGUCUUGGGCGAGUGGAGCUACGCCAUGCUUCAGCAAUGGGAUGAGGACUCCGACGGCGCCGAUGUGCUGAUGCAGCUCAGACUGUUGGCGCUUCUCAUCAAGAAGGACAUCAGCAAGAUUGAGACCAUGCACGCUACGAUACGCAGACUGCUGGUGGGCAUGAGUGUCCAGACGCAUUCUGUGGAGGGGCCAAUUCUCUGUUCGAAGUGGGUCUGUGACAACGUGAGAAGGAGGCGCAUCGAGAAGACGAAGGGGAAGUUCGUGAAGCCAGCGGUGGUUGUCGUGCCUACGCUAGCGUGCAUCACGCGCCUGGGGGGCGACCUGACUGGGGGAGGCUAUCGGCGGAGUACAACGCUCUCGCCAGAGGCAAAGGCGUACUACGUCGAGCUUGGUCGGCUGGCCACCAUUGCGGGCAGGGGCAUGUCAGCCACAAAGUCUGCCUUCGGGGUGACGUUCGGGAAGGCUCAGAAGGCUGCGCGGCGAAAGCUGAGACGUGCCGUGGCCGAUAGAGGACGCGACCAGCUCUCGGACGAGGCAUUGGUUGCCCAGCUCUCCGCCGCUGUACUCCAAGAAAGUGCUGACGGGCCUGGUGAUUUUUUCCAGUCGGUUCAGUUGGUGCAGAGCCUUGCGCGGGCAGGCGCCCGCUCGUCUGGCGAGGCGUCUGCCAGAGAGGACGCGCUGAUCGACUGCGCGCUGGCCACGUUUACCCAGGACGUGGGCAACCGCCAGGUGGCGAAGUUUAUGGCUGCCGCCCCCGAGCUGUCGACGUUUGCGGAGGCGCUCGUGGCCAUCCCGCAUUCUCCGUGCCCCCUCUUCGACUACAACCCCGACAGCGGCCUGGUCGGUGGCAAGAUUGCGGCUUGGGCGUCCCGCCACGCCACGGACUCGAACCUCUCGUCCGCUUUGCAGAGCGAUUGGACGAUGAAGACGUGGCCGAUCUCUCCAGGCCCUGCGCACUGCGGUGGCGGAGAAGACGAUGCAGCCCACCUUCGACCUUCGAAGUGCCAGCUUGCUGCCGUGUGCUUGUGUUCGGAGGAGGGUGAGAACCUGGAUAAGUUUUGCAAGAACUUGCUCACGGCCCUGAAGCCGAUGGUUAAAGCCAAGUCGGCGGCUCGCCGCACGUUGCUCGAUGGCAAGCUUGUGUGCAGACUGACGUGGACAAGGAGCGACGUCGAUGACGAUCAUGUUGCUGCUGCGCCUGUCGGGGCGCCGCCGCCUCCCCAGCGCCAGGGCGACGUGUGGAUGCACAUUGGCAUGAUGUACCUGAGCCCUUACAGGCCGUCGUGGCACCUGGUCGAGAGGCGGCGCGACGGCGAGGGCCUCGUGUACGGCCCUGGCAUCCCCAUGAAGGCGACUGGGAGGUACAACGACUUCUACUCGCCGCUUGCCGACCUUGAGCUGGACCACAGAACUUGGACACUGCGCGCGUAUCAGAUUUACGAGAGCGGCCAGCCGUGCGCACACUUCAUCCCUGCCUACUUCGAGGUCGUUGAC